Saccharomycodes ludwigii is the source of this 1365-nucleotide messenger RNA. It is a transcript of the gene DEG1, whose product is annotated as pseudouridine synthase DEG1. Gene Ontology annotation, cellular component: nucleus; cytoplasm. The transcript has a single exon. Bases 1 to 1365 code for a protein of 454 amino acids. Gene Ontology annotation, molecular function: pseudouridine synthase activity; RNA binding. Gene Ontology annotation, biological process: tRNA pseudouridine synthesis; mRNA pseudouridine synthesis. Lineage: Eukaryota; Fungi; Ascomycota; Saccharomycetes; Saccharomycodales; Saccharomycodaceae. The record is from RefSeq and is a predicted model, not a curated record.
AUGAGUAGAAAUUCAAGCGGAAUAUUAAGUAAAAUGUGGUCCAGACUUUGGCCUAAAGGAGGAAACGAAAUAAAUGCCGCUAGCGGCUCAGCCUCAGAAAUAUAUUCUACUUGGACCAAAGAACAGCUAAUAAACAAAAUACAGGAAUUAGAAUCCACUCAAUGUUCCUCUGAAAAACAAAAAAUUAAGCCUUUGCUUAAACGUAAAGAUGUAGAUGACACAAAUAACAAUGAUACUAACACUUUACAAAAAAAAAAAAAAAUUAAAACGUUCAACUUUUAUAAGUAUAAUACCAGAUUUAUCGCCCUCAGAUUCGCAUAUCUAGGUUGGAAUUAUAAUGGAUUAGCAGUCCAGAAAGAUCCAACACCACUUCCGACCGUAGAAGGUGUUAUCUUGGAAUCAUUGUUCAAAUGCAAAUUAGUUCCUAGUUUAGAUAUUCAGGAAUAUAGUUUUAGUCGAUGUGGCAGAACAGAUAAAGGUGUUAGCGCAAUGAACCAGGUUAUUUCCUUGAAAAUUAGAUCCAAUUUGACUCCAGAGCAACAAUUAGAUCCCAAUUAUGAUGAUAAAGAAAUUGAUUAUGUUCUUGUUUUAAACCAGAAUUUACCACCUGAUAUUAGAGUCAGUGCAGUUUGUCUAAGGCCACCGAACGGAUUCAAUGCUAGACACAGUUGUAUACAUCGCCACUAUAAAUAUUUAUUUAAACAGGGAGAUGGCGACAUUGAUAGUUAUUUGGAUUUAGAGCGAAUGGAAAAAGCUUGUAAGUACUUGGAGGGUGAACAUGAUUUUAGAAACUUUUGCAAAAUUGACGGUUCUAAACAAAUUACAAAUUUCAAAAGAUAUAUCAGACAGUGCAAGAUUAUCAAAGUUGGCGAUAGUAGUGACGAUAUGUACUGUUUAGAUCUCAUUGGAAGCGCGUUUUUAUGGCAUCAAGUUCGUUGCAUGAUGGGGACCCUAUUUUUGAUAGGCCAGCGUUUGGAAGAACCGGAAUUAAUUUUGGAUAUGUUUGAUAUCAAUAAGACCCCGCAAAAGCCAUUAUACGAUAUGGCAAGCGAUCUGCCAUUGAUUUUAUAUGAUUGUAAAUUCCCUGAGAUGGAGUGGAUCGUUAAAAAUUUCAAGCCUUACAAAAGAGUUAAUAAUGUUAGGGCUACUGUUUUAAAUUAUGAAUUGAAAAGUACUAUUACUAAGCUAUUUCAACAAGUUUUACCAUCAACUGACGCCUUUAAUAGAAAGGAGCGUGUUUGUAUAAAUCUUGGGGAUGGUGUAGGCAAAGUUGUCAGAAAGUAUGAAAAGGUGAAAGAUAGAAAAGUAAUGCAAAGCGUCGAAGCUAUUAACGCUAAAUAUAGAGCAAACAGGAGAAUGAAGUAG